AUGUCCAGUCGUAGAAAGUCCUCCACCCCCUGCAUGGUCCGGGUCGUCUCUGACCUUCCUGACGAGCGAGAGGAAGCGGAGGAGCUGAUGGAAACAUCGACGGACGAGUCCGAGUCGCCUGGAUGUGCAGAGAUGAGUCCAGUCGCCGAGCAGGAGAAACCAGAGGAUCCAGACCAGCAGACAUUUACCAAUCCAGAGGAAAAUCAAACUGCUGAGUCAGCAGAACGAGAGUCGGGUGAAGAAGACCGACCCGCUGUCAUUGAAGAUGUAGAAGCCAGAGAAGAGACGAACGGGGAAGAGGCUGGAUCCGACCCAACCUCCCAGAAGAAGCUGCCCAGAGGCUACGAGUGCAAGUACUGCCCGUUCUCCACCCAGAACCUGAACGGCUUUAAGGAGCACGUGGACUCGAGCCACCCGAACGUCAUUCUCAAUCCGUUGUACCUCUGUGCCGUCUGCAACUUCAACACCAAGAAGUUCGACUCACUCACGGAGCACAACGACAGCCGGCACCCGGGAGAAACCAAGUUCAAGUUCAAGAGGAUACAAGAGAACAACCGGACGAUCUUAGAGCAGACGAUCGAAGGCCAGGAGAACCCAGUCGAGUGCCGAGCGACAAAGGAACAAGGGGAGAGCAGCUCGGUGGUUCCACCUUGCAUCUCCACCACGCUGAAAACCCCCGACAGCAUCCAGCCGCUCUGUCGAGGAGGAGGCGAGCCGAAGAGCCAUCUGGAUCAGAUCACAGCCGUCAACAUCAACGGAACCGUCAUCAUCCCGGAACCCAGCGGCCUCCAGGGCCUGUCCCACGUCAGCCCCAUGCUCCAGCGCCCCCCCAACUUCAGCUCGGUACCAAAAAUAGCUGUUCCCCUGAACACUACCAAAUAUAACCCUUCUCUAGAUGACAACCUGACGUUGAUCACCUCCUUCAGCAAAUUCCCUUACCCCACCCACGCUGAGCUGUCCUGGCUCACAGCAGCUUCCAAGCACCCGGAGGACCAGAUCAAAGUGUGGUUCACCACCCAGCGCCUGAAGCAAGGCAUCACCUGGUCCCCGGAGGAGGUGGAGGAGGCGAGAAAGAAGAUGUUCAAUGGUUCCAUCCCUCCUUCCCACCCCAUGUUCACCCUCCUCCCUACGAGGUCCCAGCCGUCUGCCACCGCCUCCCAGCAGCCCGUCGUCCACACCACGGUGGAGCCUUCAGGUCACGUCUGGACGACCACGUGCAACGGGUCGAGUGUCGUCACCACCACCACCUCUCCAGCAGGGGUCGCUCUCUGCUCCACCCUGAAACGAACCCUACCAGCGCACCUGAUGGCGCUGUGUGGCCCGGAGGCCAAGCGACCCAUCAUGGCAGUCGCCCCCCAUUCGGGUGACCCUAGAGACAAGGGCCUCAUGGCUCCGCCUCCCCCUCCUCCCCCCCAGAAAGACCACUUCCCAAUGGCCCCGCCUCCUGUUCCCAUGGAGAUGAAGAGGCCCUCCCCUGCUGUGCCUUUAAUGCCUCCACCCUCAUCAUCUCCAUCACUGUCGUCCAAAGGGAAGAUUCUCUCGACAUUAGGAAGCCCCAAGUCCAAGCCCGUGAUGUCAUGCUCCUCCAUCGUCUUCCCAGAUUUCUUAACGAGGCGGACGAUCGCCCCCCCGCCUAUCUUUGCCCCUCCCUUUAAAAAAUCCUUAUUUCUUCCUCGUGCCCCGCCCAUCGCUUCCAGAGAAAAGCACCCGAACACCCGGCCUUCUGACCUGAAGCUGCCCAACUCCCCUCCACUCAUUAGCCCCCAGAUAAGGAGGCCGACCAUUAUUCAGUCCAUCCGCGCUCCGGCUAAAGCCCCCCCCCAGAUUCAUGGGUUCAGCCUGGACGGUAAGAGACUGAAGGAGCAGGAAGGGGUGGAGCUGAAGGCGAGCUACCCCCGAGGAGACAAGGUGCUGACGCCUCUGACCGAGGCCAACGGAGCCUCUCGCACUGACGGGAAAUGGCUUCACCAUCAGAGUUCGGCUCUGUACAACCACGGAGGGAUUCACAUGAAACCGGACUUUCAGCACAAGUCCUCGGUGCUGACCCAGUUCCCUCUGCUGGAGAGGAUGAAAGGAAAAACGGCCGAGCAGCUGAAGAUCCUGGAGGAGAACUUCUUGAGGAACAGUUUCCCGACUCACAGCGACGUGGACAGUCUGUCCGCCAACUCCCGCCUGUCCCACCGGGAGAUCGACAGCUGGUUCGUGGAGCGGCGUGCGCUGCGCGACAACCUGGAGCAGGCGCUCAUCAACUCCAUGGGCACCAAGAGGACCGGGGGGGGGGGCGUCGCCGGCCUCACCGACAAGCAGCUUCAUCAGCAGCAGCACCAGACGCUCAAGCUGAACGGGAUUCAUAAACCGAGCAUCGGGGCCGGACAUCUCAAAAGCCCUCCGCUACCGUCGCCCAUCCUCCCCCCCGGUACCACCGCCCCCCCCGGUACCACCGCCCCCCCCAGCCCGAACCCGAGCCCCGGCUCAGUGCCUCCGGACAGCCGGACCCGGGCGCUCCUCAAGGACGACUUUGCUCAAACACGGUGGCCUUCCCCUGAGGAGCUGAACCAGCUGGAGGGUCGGACGGGUCUGGCCCGGGCCGACCUCGCCCGCUGGUUCCACGACAGCCGGCUGCAGAGCGGCGUGGACCUGACCGAACUCUUCAACAACAACGCAGUGCAUGGAGGACAGGGGGCGCCGGUGAGUUCCCCUGACAACGCUCCGUCCAGCAUCAUCCAGCUCUGUCAGGAAGGAGCCAUAACAACCAGCAGCAGCAAGGUGCUGGAGCUGGAGCUGGGCUGGUUGAUGGAACAGCGAGGGAACAGCCUCAACAGCCUCAACAGCCUCAACAGCCUCAACAGCCUCAACAGCCUCAACAGCCAACAGCACGAGGACGUCCACCAGCGCUUUGCUGGAAGACUGAGGCCGCAGGACGUGGUGGAGCUGAAGCACGGGGGGCAGAACGGAGGAGGAGGAGCGCGGGAGGUGUUCAGGAGCUGGCUGGAGGACGGGCGAUCGAGGAGAGGACGGGAGCUGCUGCUGGAGAGAGAGAGGAAGAUGGCGGAGGACGCGUCCGGGCGGCUGACCGGGUGA
Limanda limanda (common dab) is the source of this 3081-nucleotide messenger RNA. RefSeq names its product zinc fingers and homeoboxes protein 2-like. Gene Ontology annotation, cellular component: nucleus. Lineage: Eukaryota; Metazoa; Chordata; Actinopteri; Pleuronectiformes; Pleuronectidae. The transcript has 2 exons. Gene Ontology annotation, biological process: regulation of transcription by RNA polymerase II. The coding region runs from base 1 to 3081 and encodes 1026 amino acids. Gene Ontology annotation, molecular function: DNA binding; DNA-binding transcription factor activity, RNA polymerase II-specific. The record is from RefSeq and is a predicted model, not a curated record.